This is a messenger RNA of Sphaerodactylus townsendi, 2345 nucleotides long. It is a transcript of the gene TXNL1, whose product is annotated as thioredoxin like 1. The transcript is spliced from 8 exons. Lineage: Eukaryota; Metazoa; Chordata; Lepidosauria; Squamata; Sphaerodactylidae. The record is from RefSeq and is a predicted model, not a curated record. The coding region runs from base 135 to 998 and encodes 287 amino acids.
CUGCGCCGGCGGCCGCUGCGGUGCAUGCUGGGCGCGCCCCCUUCUUCCCGCGGUGACUGUGCACAUAGCUGGGGCGACGUUGCUGCUACCGCUGCCGGCUCGUCUGCGACGCUCGCCCGCCUGUCACUGCCGGGAUGGUGGGCGUGAAGGGGAUCGCCAACGACGCCGAGUUCCAGAGCGAGCUGAGCGCCGCCGGGUCCCGCCUAGCGGUGGCCAAGUUCACAAUGCGGGGAUGUGGGCCGUGUUUAAGGAUAGCUCCUGCUUUCAACUCUCUGAGCAAUAAAUAUCCCCAAGCAACCUUUUUGGAAGUCGAUGUACAUCAGUGUCAGGGAACAGCUGCAACCAAUAAUAUAUCAGCCACCCCGACGUUUCUUUUCUUCCGGAACAAAGUUCGAAUCGACCAGUAUCAAGGCGCGGAGGCUGUGGGGCUAGAAGAGAAAAUCAAGCAGCACCUAGAGAAUGACCCAGGAAACAAUGAGGAUACUGACAUUCCAAAGGGAUACAUGGAUUUGAUGCCGUUUAUCAACAAAGCCGGCUGCGAAUGCCUUAACGAAAGCGAUGAACACGGGUUUGAUAACUGUUUACGUAAAGACUCUUCUUUCCUGGAAUCGGACUGUGAUGAGCAGCUGCUCAUUACCGUUGCUUUUAACCAGCCUGUCAAGCUUUAUUCUAUGAAAUUUCAUGGGCCCGAUAACGGUCAAGGUCCCAAGUACGUAAAAGUGUUUAUCAACCUCCCCCGAUCAAUGGAUUUUGAAGAAGCAGAAAGGAGCGAGCCCACCCAAGCUCUGGAGCUAUCGGCAGAUGACAUCAAAGAAGACAGUAUUAUCCAGCUUCGCUAUGUAAAGUUUCAGAACGUUAACAGUGUAACCUUAUUUGUCCAGUCCAAUCAAGGAGAUGAAGAAACAACGAGAAUCACGUAUUUCACGUUCAUCGGAACGCCAGUCCAAGCGACAAAUAUGAAUGAUUUUAAGCGGCAUUUCCCCGGCCCCAAGAGAUAAAAAUGCAGAAGAUAUGCGCAUAAAUAUUUUUAAAAUGUCCUCUCCUUCCACCACUCCCCACCCCAGUUUCCUGCUCAUCCGUAGCGUCUGCCUUGCCUUUAUCUGCCAUUUCACUGCUUACGGUGCCGUCGCUGCCUACUCUGCGCCUUCUGGGACAGCGUUCCUGGGCCUCUUUUUUUCCUCACGGACUCAUCUCUUUUGUUUUUAACCAUCUUUUAAAAAUCUUCUUUCACAUACCACGUUGCUUUUUCAACUGUCUCGUUCUGUUACCAGCAGGGCUACUUCUUGUCACACGUCCCUGUAAUUUGGGUGCUUCCUAUCUUGGGUUAUCGCCUUACACUUUUAUAUCGGGAGGAUGUCCCCCCCCCCCCCCCGAUAUCAUCUUUGCAGUUUUAUUGUGUGAGUCGAGUGUGAUGGGGGAGGGCAUGCUUUUGCAAGAUCGCUUUGUGUUGGGAAGAGCUACGGUUGUCGCUUUGGUCGGCAUGGGGAGCCAUGUUGAUAUCAGUAUCAUCUUAGUGCCCAACAAGAUUUUGGGGGUAUAAACUUUCAAGAGCCUAAGCUCCCUUCAUUAGAUACACUUUAACUCUGGAAAGCAUGUACCCUUCAAAAUCUUGAUGGGCUCUAAAGUACUGGUAGAAUCUAAUCGAGCUGGCCCACCUGUGUAAAUAUUGAUAGAGUUGGAUUGGCCAUUGCCACCAUUUCCUCUUUCCUACUGCAGAGACCCCUCGUGUUGCCCCUCAGUGUCCUCUGUCCCCGAAUGGAGGCAUUUCAUGGAGAUCCCUGGCAGCAGCAGUUGGAGGGGGAGAGGCAGGGAAGUUUCAUCCCACUGUCAGAAAUCUCAUUCUGUAUCCAACCUGUGGUAAUUCAUUGCCUUUUUCAAAAUAUCAGCAUCAUUGCCUUUUCUUAAAUUUCCCAGGGAGGGGUGGGGGGUGGGGGGCUGGUCGAUCAGCAGAACUUUCCCAGCCUGCUAAAUGGUGACACCUCAGCCUGAACCCAUCUAGAGGUAACUUCCAAAAUAGAUGUGUUAACAAGACCGAUCGAUACAUUCAGGCAAGAUAAUAAAAUCAAAGGCAGUCGGGCUUCUCUGCUGGAGUGUGGUAGAAAAGGUUAGUUCUAAAUCUCAUUAAGAAAGCAGCAUGCCCAUUGUCAAAAGAACUCCGUGUGCUCGUUGUCAAAAGUUCUGGAGUGUUACUUGUCUACCUUGGUGACCUAGGAUGACCUGGUUGGAAGUUACUUCUGAUUAACAGUGGGAAGGCUGUCAAUCAGGCACCCUAAAAGCAGUGGCGUAGUGGUUAAGAGCAGGUGUACUCCAAUCUGGAGGAACCGGGUUUGAUUCCCCGCUCUGCC